AGGUGCGGCCAUGGCGGGCGCGGCGCCCCCCGCAGGUGCCCCCGAGCAGCCCUUCACCUGCCGGGAGUGCGGCAAAUCCUUCCGCUGGUCCUCGCGCCUGGCGCAUCACCUGCGCAGCCACACAGGUGAGCGCCCCUACAAGUGCCCCGAGUGCCCCAAGGCCUUCAAGGGCUCCUCCGCCCUCCUCUACCACCUGCGGGGCCACACAGGUGAGCGCCCCUACACCUGCGCCACCUGCGGCAAGAGCUUCAAGCGCUCCUCGCUGCUGCAGACUCACCUGCGCGUGCACACGGGGCUGCGCGCCUUCAGGUGCGCCCAGUGCGGCCUCACCUUCAAGUGGGCGUCGCACUACCAGUACCACCUGCGGCAGCACUCAGGUGAGCGGCCCUACCGCUGCCCCACCUGCCCCAAGGCCUUCAAGAACUCCUCCAGCCUGCGGCGCCACCGCCACACCCACACGGGUGAGCGCCCGCACACCUGCGGCACCUGCGGCAAGGGCUUCGCCCAGGCCACCAACCUGCGGCAGCACCUGCGCGUGCACACGGGCGAGCGGCCGUACACCUGCGGCACCUGCGGCAAGAGCUUCACGCACUCGUCCAACCUGCACCUGCACCGGCGCACG
This is a messenger RNA of Pyrgilauda ruficollis (rufous-necked snowfinch), 622 nucleotides long. Its product is annotated as zinc finger protein 628-like. The annotation marks the transcript as partial. Lineage: Eukaryota; Metazoa; Chordata; Aves; Passeriformes; Passeridae. The record is from RefSeq and is a predicted model, not a curated record. Gene Ontology annotation, molecular function: DNA-binding transcription factor activity, RNA polymerase II-specific; RNA polymerase II cis-regulatory region sequence-specific DNA binding. The transcript has a single exon. Gene Ontology annotation, biological process: regulation of transcription by RNA polymerase II. Gene Ontology annotation, cellular component: nucleus.